This is a messenger RNA of Parathielavia appendiculata, 3758 nucleotides long. RefSeq names its product ANTH-domain-containing protein. Bases 321 to 3476 code for a protein of 1051 amino acids. Gene Ontology annotation, cellular component: actin cortical patch; clathrin-coated vesicle. The record is from RefSeq and is a predicted model, not a curated record. Gene Ontology annotation, biological process: endocytosis; actin filament organization; clathrin coat assembly. Gene Ontology annotation, molecular function: phosphatidylinositol-3,5-bisphosphate binding; actin filament binding; clathrin-cargo adaptor activity. Lineage: Eukaryota; Fungi; Ascomycota; Sordariomycetes; Sordariales; Chaetomiaceae. The transcript has 4 exons.
CGCAAUCGCGGUGCGACUUCCAAUACUGGCUGACGACGAUAGGAGGCGAGCAUCGAACUCCACGUUCAUUUAACUCUAAUAUCCGUUUCCCUUUGCUCCUCAAACUCGCCGACCCGGCCACCUAAUCAUCCCUACGUAUCCUGUACCUAGCCGGUCUUACCUUCGCCGUCGCAGAGCAGCCCCUGACUCGCCCGACCCUCUCCAUGAUUUGAUUUGAUUCGGUUCGACUUGUCCAGUGCCGUCUGUUGUGUCCAUCCUCCCGCACCCCUCUGAUUCGCAAGCCUGGCCAGCAACGCGGCAACAUUCGAUAGGCGCCCAACAUGGCCACCAUACGCAGCCUUGACCAUACCAAGUCCGAGGCCGAGCUGGCCAUCAACAUCAAGAAGGCGACAAGUCCCGAGGAAUCCGCACCGAAGCGCAAGCAUGUUCGAAGCUGCAUCGUCUACACAUGGGACCACAAGUCCUCCCAGUCCUUCUGGGCUGGGCUCAAGGUUCAGCCCAUCUUGGCCGACGAGGUCCAAACGUUCAAGGCCCUGAUCACGGUCCACAAGGUUCUCCAAGAAGGACAUCCCAUCACAUUGAAGGAGGCAAUGGCGAACAGAGGGUGGAUCGAUAGCUUGAACCGCGGAAUGGCCGGUGAGGGCAUGCGCGGCUACGGCCCCCUGAUCAAGGAAUACGUCUACUACCUACUCGCCAAACUUUCCUUCCAUAAGCAGCAUCCAGAGUUCAAUGGCACCUUCGAGUACGAGGAAUACAUCAGCCUCAAGGCGAUUAACGACCCCAACGAGGGCUACGAAACCAUUACCGACCUCAUGACCCUUCAAGACAAGAUCGACCAGUUCCAGAAGCUGAUCUUCUCUCACUUCCGCAACGUGGGAAACAACGAAUGCAGGAUCUCUGCGCUUGUUCCCCUCGUCACCGAAAGCUACGGCAUUUACAAGUUCAUCACUAGCAUGCUCCGGGCAAUGCAUUCAACCACCGGCGACAACGACGCUCUUGAGCCUCUCCGCCAGAGAUACGACGCCCAGCACUACCGCCUCGUAAAGUUCUACUACGAAUGCUCCAAUCUUCGCUACCUCACGAGCCUCAUUACCAUCCCGAAGCUGCCGCAGGAACCACCAAACCUGCUAGCAGAGGACGAGAAUGCGCCAGCGCUGCCCGCGCGUCCUAAGCAGGAGAUCGAGAAGAAGCCAACUCCUCCGCCACCAGCCCCGAAGUCUGACGAGCCUGAUGAGAUCUCAGAGUUCUGGAAGAGUGAGCUUGACCGGCAGAACCGGGAGUACGAAGAGCAGCAGCGAGUAUUGGAGGCUCAGCAGCAGGCAGCACUUCUCGCGCAACAACAAGCGCAACUCCAGGCGCAGCGCGACUUCGAGGAGCAGCAGCAGCGGCUAUUGGAACAGCAGCAGCGGGAGCAGGAGGCGCUGAGAGCCCAGCAGGCGCAAUGGCAGACCCAAGGCCGGCUCGCCGAGCUUGAGCAAGAGAAUCUCAAUGCGCGGGCGCAGUAUGAACGCGAUCAACUGAUGCUCCAGCAGUAUGACCAACGAGUUAAGGCCCUCGAAAGCGAGCUGUCACAGAUUCAGGGUAACUUUGGGCAGCAAGUAGCGAGCAAGGAUGAACAAAUCAAGGCUCUCCAAGAGCAGGUCAACACAUGGAGGACCAAGUACGAAGCCCUUGCCAAACUUUACUCUCAGCUUCGCCACGAGCACCUCGACCUGCUGCAAAAAUUCAAGUCAGUCCAGCUCAAGGCCGCUUCUGCCCAAGAGGCUAUUGACCGGCGAGAGAAGCUGGAGCGCGAGAUCAAGACCAAGAACCUCGAGCUGGCCGACAUGAUUCGGGAACGGGAUCGGGCCCUUCACGAGAGGGACAGGCUACAGGGCUCCAACAAGGAUGAGGUAGAAAAGCUGAAGCGAGAGCUUCGCAUGGCUCUGGAUCGGGCAGACAAUCUGGAGCGAAGCAAGGGCAAUGAGCUCUCGACCAUGCUCUCCAAGUACAACCGCGAAAUGGCCGAUCUCGAGGAGGCACUGCGUAACAAGUCGCGGGCGCUGGAAGAAGCCCAGGCGAAAUUGAGGGACGGAAGUUCGGACCUCGAGGCGCUUCUCCGGGAAAAGGAGGAGGAACUUGAAGUGUACAAGGCCGGCAUGGAUCAGACGCUGAUCGAGCUCAAUGAGCUGAAGAACAACCAGGGCACAUCCGAUCAAGUGCUCGAUAGCCAGCUCGAUGCCCUGGUCCUCGCCCAACUAAACAAGAUCAACGAGAUUAUUGAUUCGGUGCUCCAGGCCGGCGUGCAGCGCGUCGAUGAUGCCAUAUACGAGCUUGACUCGACGAUGCAAGCUGGUAACCAGAAUGCCUCACCCUCGUUCGUCCUUUCGCAGAUCGAAAAGGCGUCCGCCAGCGCCACUGAAUUUGCGACGUCAUUCAACAAUUUCAUUGCCGACGGGCCCAACAGCACUCAUGCAGACCUGAUCAAGAACGUCAACGUGUUUGCUGGUGCCAUUGCAGACGUCUGCGGCAACGCCAAGGGUCUCACGCGUCUCGCGACCGAUGAGAGGAAGAGCGAUGCGCUGAUCAAUGGCGCUCGCCAGUCGGCUCACUCCACGGUCCAGUUUUUCCGCAGCUUGCUGAGUUUCCGGUUGGAAGGCAUGGAUCCUCUGCAGAAGGCGGACGUCGUGAUCAACAGCAAUCAUGAAGUCCAGAUGCACCUGCAGAAGCUCAACAAGUCGGUUGAGGCCUUCGUCCCGGGCUUUGGCAAGCUUGCCACUAAGGGCGACUUGGGCGAGAUUGUCGAUCAGGAACUGACCAAGGCGGCCGAUGCGAUUGAGGCGGCGGUCGCCCGUCUCAACAAGCUCAAGAGCAAGCCACGCGAUGGCUAUUCGACCUACGAACUUCGGGUGCACGAUUCGAUUCUGGAUGCUGCCAUGGCAAUCACCACAGCGAUUGCCCAGCUGAUCAAGGCGGCCACUGUCACGCAGCAGGAGAUUGUGCAGGCCGGGCGAGGCUCAUCGUCGCGCACGGCGUUCUACAAGAAGAACAACAGAUGGACCGAGGGGCUCAUCUCGGCUGCCAAGGCCGUUGCGACUUCGACCAAUACGCUCAUCGAGACGGCGGAUGGCGUUCUGUCCAACCGCAAAAGCCCGGAGCAGCUCAUCGUGGCGUCCAACGAUGUGGCAGCGUCGACUGCUCAGCUCGUGGCCGCCAGCCGUGUCAAGGCAGGCUUCAUGAGCAAGAGCCAGGAGAACUUGGAGCAGGCCAGCAAAGCUGUGGGCGCCGCCUGCCGCGCUCUCGUCCGGCAGGUUCAGAGCAUGAUCAAGGAUCGCAACGCCGAGGAGGAGCAGGUCGACUACUCGAAGCUGGGCGCCCAUGAGUUCAAAGUGCGCGAGAUGGAGCAGCAGGUUGAAAUCCUUAAACUCGAGAACGCUCUGUCUGCGGCACGUCACCGGCUUGGCGAGAUGCGCAAGAUCUCGUACCAGGAGGAGUAAGGGGCGGUGGUGCGUAUGAAUCGGAGGUUGUCGCGGGGCAGGGUAGCAGCGGUUGAUUCCUAUUCCACUUCUCUUUUGCCGUACUUAAUUUGAACCACUGUGGCGACGUUUCCUGGUGCUUCGCAUCGUUCUCGUUCGAUGUCGGCGAGGCUCGACCCUCCACUUUGUGUCGAGAUAUGGGAACCAAUCCCCUUGCUAAUGCAAGUCGGCAAACACAAGCGCCGUACUGUGUACAACUGAUCCGGCCAACUCCGAUCGGAUGAACCCUUUUCGCUUCGCUGC